AUGCCAAAUAAAUAUGAACAAGAUUUAGAGAUCGACGAAUCCAAUGAUUUGACAAUGGACAAUUUACAAAGUCGUAAAUCGGCUGAAUUGACUUCACUUGGAUAUCUUCCUGAUUCAAUUCUUAUUUUAAUAUUUUCUUAUUUAACUCCUCUGGAUCUUAUUCGUUGUACACGUGUAUGUCAUCGUUGGCAUCUAAUUGUUUCACAUCAGCAACAAUUAUGGCGUCGUCUGUUUUUACGUCCUGAUUGUACUAAUGGUCAUAUUGGUGCAGUUCAUGUACGACAUAUUGAUAAAUUUAUUUAUAUGCUUGGCACACGUUGUGCAUCAUCACUUAUUUAUAUUGAUUUACCUGUUGAAUUAGUUACAGUUGAAGUUUUGCGUGUAUUAGCUUCACAUUGUCCUAAUUUAGAAUAUUUAACAUUAGAUUUUUCAUCAGCUAUGCAAUUACAUGAUUUUAGUGAAUUAAAUGAAUUUCCAUGUAAUCUUAAACGUUUAUGUAUUUGUUUAUCGGAAGUUAUUUUUCUUGAAGGAUUUAUGCGUCGAAUCUAUGGAUAUAUAUCAUCUUUAAAUACAUUACAUAUUAUUGGUACAAUAGAAAAAUCUUCAAUAACAUCAACAGAAGAAACUGAUACAUAUGAAACAAUAAAUAUUAGUAAAAUUAAAACACAUGCACCAAAUUUACGUGUUAUUAAUUUAUAUGGUAUAAGUUUUAUUGAUGAUAAUCAUGUUGAAUUAAUUGCAUCGGGUUGUAUGCAUCUUCAAUGUCUUGCAUUAAAUUUUUGUAUUCGAAUACGUGGUACAAGUUUUAAAAAUUUAAUGAAUCGUUGUACCAAAUUACAAUGUUUAUUAUUACAAAAUACGGGUAUUCAAGAUGAUGCAAUGGUUGCUAUUGAUUGGUCAUCAACUCAACUUUCAGAAUUAGAUAUUUCAUCAACAGAAUUAAGUGAAAAUGGUUUAUUGGUUUUUUUUUCUGUUGUACCAAAACUUACAUAUUUAGCAGUUUCUUAUUGUGAUGGUUUUACUGAUAAGGUAUUAAAUUUAUUAAUGGAUCGAGGUAUAUUAAAUGGAUGUCGAGCACUUGAUUUGAGUAAUACAGUGAAUUUAAAUGUUGAUACAGUACAUCAUUUAUUAACAUCAUCACCCAGUAUUACUUAUCGACUUGAAGCAUUAAAUUAUACAGGUCAUGAUGAUAUUACAGAACAAUUUUGGAUUGAUACUAUACGAUAUCUUCGUCGAAUUAAAAUAUUAAUCAUUGGUACAGCACAUAGUUGGUUUCGACAAAUUGCACGUCGUAUUCAUAUUGAUCAAAUAUUAGAAGCAUGUGCAAUACAUUGUCCUAAAUUAACACGUUUUGAAAUUCAAUGGGAUCCUGAAACAUUACGUUUUAGUGAAAAUUCAUCAAAAUUUAUCGAUCAUCUCAGAGUACGAUGUACAAAUUUAUUAUCAUUUGUUCUCUCUGAUGGAGCUUAUUAUGAAGGAGCUAAAGCAAAUUUUGAACGAGCUGAACGAUUUAGUGUAGUACGAACAACAACAAUGUAUCAAACAAGUAUUAUUAGUGCACUUAGUUUUUAUAAUGAAUUACGAUUUAAUUAA
Molecule: messenger RNA, 1593 nt
Organism: Rotaria sp. Silwood1
Lineage: Eukaryota; Metazoa; Rotifera; Eurotatoria; Philodinida; Philodinidae
Source: the annotation of a GenBank genome assembly